Messenger RNA from Letharia columbiana, 2229 nucleotides. RefSeq lists its product as uncharacterized. The transcript is spliced from 3 exons. The record is from RefSeq and is a predicted model, not a curated record. NCBI's taxonomy places the organism in Eukaryota, Fungi, Ascomycota, Lecanoromycetes, Lecanorales, Parmeliaceae. The coding region runs from base 1 to 2229 and encodes 742 amino acids. Gene Ontology annotation, molecular function: lipid binding.
AUGUCUUCUUGUUUUGGCUUCCGGAAGUCCAAGGGCGAGGAUACUGAGGCCUUGCUCCCUCAAUAUGCGGAUGACACGAGUCUGCAGAGGUCUUUACACCAGAAGAUGCACACUUAUCAGAUGAUUAAAGCCCUAUCAGCUGGUUUCAUGCCGUCUACGGAGCAGCUGAUCAUCAAUCUGCGUACUCUUCUAGCAUCAGAUCUUCUGAACCCAGAAAACCCUGAUCUCAGUGACUCUGGUCGACUGCUGUCGAAGUUCUCCAAGCGCUGGCUCUCCCAAUUUAUCGAAGCUCUACGGCACAAGAACGACAGCGAUCAAAUACAGGAUUUUAUCUGGUUUCUAUCCAAGUCAAGAAUCUCACUGGACACUGAAGACAUUGCUAAAACUGCGUCAAAUGUCAAGGCUAAGGCAGACGCUACUGCUGCCUACGAAAGCCUACGUACCGUAGGUAGCCUACUCCUCACCAACUCAGAUUUCAGAAUGUUCCUCGGCGACUUGGGCACCAUUGGUCGUCAGGUCUUCGCAGAUACUGCGUUCUCUUUAUCAGAAGUCGCCGAAGAAGCUGGGCAAAAGUUGGAGCCUUCUGAGCAAGAAAGCAAAGUCAUAAAGGAGCCUGGAUCGGAGGAAGGACCUCCACCCACAGCAAAUGAUCUCGGGAAUGGGGCUGCAGAUAUAUCCAAGGUUGUGGGCAAUGGAUUGGCAAAGACAGGACGCGAUGCAUUCUCAAGUUUGCAGGACAAUGUAUCUGGAGACCAGAAAGAGACGUUGUUGUAUCGUUUGAAAGAGGCUGUCAUGAAGUUGCGAAAACGAAACGACUACUCAGAUUCCGUAUCGACCCUUGGGCUCCUGAUCAAGCGCUACGCCCUAGUGUACUCCAGAGCUGUGGAUGAGACUAUCAGUACCACUCAAGAGGACGUGAACACCAAUCCUGCGCUUGACAAAGCUAUAAAGAACUUCUGGUCGCUCAUCAGCUCCUUCGGUGAUCGGGAACAAUGGCAAUUACUAGAGCAGAAGGUCAAUAAGGUCAUGGAUCACUCCCAGACAGACCCUGAGUUCGAGAAUUUGAUGAUGGAUGUUGGCAACUCUAUACAAAAGCUGCUGACCGAUCCCGACUUCUUCGAAUCCGCAGACAAGAAAAUUCAAGAGCUUCGCAAGAAGGCGAAGGAGGUGGGCACAGAAUCCAACCUCCGCAACGACAUUGACGAGGCACUCUCACAGUUCCAAAUCACCUUCAAAUCCCUUCUCGAAGAUACUGAUGUUUCGAACCUGAUCACGACAACUACUAAAAUCAUCGACAUCCUCUCUCCUCUUCAUGCCGCGACAAAUAAAGAUCUAAUCCAGGAUUUCUUGAACGUUUUUAUGCCACUACUUAUCCAAGCAGUGCAGUAUAUCCCAAUACCACGCCUCGAAAUAUCAGUUCCAGAGAUCGACCUCCUUCUUGAGAACCUGAUCAUCGAACCGGGCCGCACUAUAAAUAACACCUCUUUCCUCCCCUAUAAACUCCGCAUCGAAACCUACAACGACCUCGAAAUCCGCAAAGCCCACACACUGCGCACCACCAGUUCCACCACCUCUCUUGUUACGGUCGCCGUCAAUGGCCUUUCAGUCCGAGCGGACGAGGUCGGCUUCUGGCUGCGCGCCCAUAGCGGCAUAUUUCGUCUCGCAGACGAAGGCAUUGCUUCUUUCCAGCUCGAUGAGCGUGGCAUUGAUAUUGCCCUCGACGUCGAGAUUGGCAAAGAAAAGCUUGAAAAGAUUCUGACUCUCAAAGCCGUGCGUGUAGACGUACAUAAAUUAUCCUAUUCGCUGCGAAAGAGUAAGUUUUCCUGGUUGGCGUGGAUCAUUAAGCCUCUACUUCGUCCCAUUGUCCGCAAGGUCCUGGAAAAGCAACUUGCCACCGCCAUUGCGGAUGGUAUGCAUGCCAUGAACCGCGAAUUGCUCUUCGCCCGCGAACGACUACGUGCUACACGUAUCUCGGAUCCUCAAGACAUUCGUACUUUUGUGAAGGCAAUUAUCACCAGAUUGACACCGGCAGAGGAUCCGGAUGUAUACACAGCAGUGGGCGUGACGCCGAGCAAGGGCGUUUUCAAAGGCGUUUAUGCACCAGGAAGUGUGGUGAAAUUGUACGAGGAAGAGGCAAGGCAAGCUUCAGAGAGGGUUGACGACGCCACUGUGGGAGGUGGUUGGAGGAAUGAGAUUUUCGAUGUGCAGACUACUAUGAUGGGACAGUAA